Messenger RNA from Cordyceps fumosorosea ARSEF 2679, 1242 nucleotides. Its product is annotated as endothiapepsin precursor. Gene Ontology annotation, molecular function: aspartic-type endopeptidase activity. Lineage: Eukaryota; Fungi; Ascomycota; Sordariomycetes; Hypocreales; Cordycipitaceae. The record is from RefSeq and is a predicted model, not a curated record. The transcript has a single exon. Gene Ontology annotation, biological process: proteolysis. Bases 1 to 1242 code for a protein of 413 amino acids.
AUGAAGACCGCUGGUACUCUCGUCGCUCUGGCCGCCGCCGCCGGCACCGCCAUUGCCGCACCGGCUGAGGCCUCUGGCCUCACCUUCAGCGUGCCCGCGCACAAGAACCCCGUCCAGCGACACCCCAUCGCCGACGCGCACUACGUCCUGCGCAAGUACGCGACUCCGGAGACCAUCGAGGCCAUCGAGGCCGACCUGCAGGCGCGCCGCGAUGCUGUGCCGCUGAGCCUGCGCGGCGAGAACGCCACCGUCGGCGCCAACCCGCACGGCAGCACCCCCGGUGUCGACACCUCCUACCUCGCCGAGGUCAACAUUGGUACACCGCCGCAGAAGCUGCAGCUGGACUUUGACACGGGCUCCAGCGACCUGUGGGUGUUCAGCACCGACACCAAGUCGUCCGAGGUCAAGGGCCAGACGCUGUACAAGCCCGCCAAGUCGACCUCGGCCAAGCAGCUGCAGGGCGCCAAGUGGCGCGUCACCUACGGCGACGAGAGCCACAGCAACGGCAUCGUCUACCUGGACACGGUCAAGGUCGGCUCCGCCACCGUGACCGGCCAGGCGGUCGAGUCUGCCCAGGACGUCUCGUCGCAGUUCACCGCCGACUCGGGCAGCUCCGGCCUGCUCGGCCUCGCCUACGACAUCGGCAACUCGGUCACCCCGACCAAGCAGCAGACGUGGUUCUCCAACAUCAAGAGCCGCCUCGCGCAGCCGCUCUUCACCGCCCGCCUCAAGCACCAGGAGGUCGGGUCCUACAACUUUGGCUACAUCGACAAGGCCCAGUACACCGGCGCCAUCUCGUACACGCCCGCCUUCACUGACACGCUCGGCCACCGCCUCUUCAACGCGGGUGGCUACGCCGUCGGCGGCGCCGCCCUCAACAAGCGCAUCAUCAACGGCACCGCCGACACGGGCACCUCCAUCGUCUACCUGCCCACCGACAUCGCCGACGACUACUGGAACCACGUCGACUCGGCGCAAAAGGUCGAGGUCUCCGCGGGCCAGUACCUCUACGUCUUUGACUGCAGCACGAGCCUGCCCACCUUCUCGUUCGGCGUCGGCAGCGGUCGCAUCACCAUCCACAGCGACAACCUCAACUUUGCUCCCAACGACGGCAACACCUGCGUCGGUGGUAUCGGCGGCAUCCCAGGCAACCUGGCCAUCUGGGGUGACGUUGCCUUGAAGUCGGGCUUCGUCGUCUACGAUGACGGCAACAACCGCCUUGGAUGGGCUGAGGGCGCUUAA